Staurois parvus is the source of this 738-nucleotide messenger RNA. NCBI's taxonomy places the organism in Eukaryota, Metazoa, Chordata, Amphibia, Anura, Ranidae. The record is from the annotation of a GenBank genome assembly.
AUGUAUCUAUUUCUCUGCAACUUGUCCAUUAUUGAUAUGUGUUACACAACUGCCAAUAUUCCAAAACUCCUCUACAUCUUAUUGUCUGGGAAUAACUCCAUAUCCUUCACUCAAUGCUUUAUCCAGAUGUAUUUUAUUUUUAUGUCAGGCAUUACUGAGAACACACUUAUAUUUAUAAUGGCGUAUGAUCGAUGCGUUGCAAUUUGUCACCCUUUAUACUAUCACCUUAUACUUAACAAGAAAAUCUGUCUAUUAUUAAUGAUGGUCAGCUGGAUGAGUGGUUGUUUAAAUUCAUCUUUACUGACAAGUUCCAUCUUAAAAAUGAUUUUCUGUUCUUCUCUUACCAUUCACCAGUUCUUCUGUGAUGCUAAAGCGCUCAUCAAUAUUGCCUGCGUUGGUACUGAUAUGUUUUAUAUCAUCAUGUAUAUAGAGUUUUUAUUAUUUGGACUCUGUCCAGUUAUGUGCAACUUGAUGACAUAUCUAAAGAUUAUCAGGGUCAUACUACAUAUUAAAUCUAAGGAUAGCAGAGGAAAAGCCUUCUCCACCUGUUCAUCCCACCUCACUGUUAUGGCCAUCUACUAUGGAUCUGGUGCAUCUGUAUACAUGAUACCACCAUCAGACCUCUAUGAACAGAUCUUAACCAUUUUCUACACCACAGUGGUCCCCGUGUUGAACCCUCUCAUAUACAGUCUACGGAACAAAGACUUUAAAAAUUCUUUGUGGAAAUUGUUGUCAUAA